AUGGCCAGAAUAUUGUUGUUAUUUGUUAUUGUGGUGGCAGUUACCGGCAAACACCAUCCAAAGUUUCCCAAAUCUGAUGAAAGUGAUCCAUUAAAGAAAGCAGUGGCCUGCAGUAGCGAACAAGAUCAGCUGAGAAAUCAAUUCAUUGAGAAAUCACGUUGCGGUGAACCCAAAGAGGUCUUUGUAGACCUAAAGCAUACGAGCUCAUAUUUACAGGUUGUACCGAGCUCCGUUUGGGUCAAACGCUGUGUUGGGCUUUGCAACUUCGGACCACCAGGCUCGCAGUGCAUCGCCAUCAAGACUAGAAUGGAAGCCAUACCGGUAUGCAUAGUGUUUGUUGAACUUAUCCCCAUACAGCGCUAUCUGUUUGUCUUAGACAUAUCCUUGACACAGUUGUUCAUUUGUUCUCGGUUGCGCAAUCCAAUUGUAAGGGUGUACAAUCUUAAAACUGAAAAGGAGACCUGCACUACAUACGAGGUUGAGGUCCACGAGAGCUGCGGCUGUUGUACCACCUCACCCAGGGACUGCGUGGCCCCAAGAGUGUUCAAUCCUCGUAAGUGCUCCUGUCAAUGCCCCAACAUGGAUGACAGAAGGAAAUGUCUAUCAAAGCGGAACCAGAAUAUGAGGUGGAAUCGAUCUAAAUGCGAGUGUGAGAAAAGAAGAACGUUCUGGUCAUAA
Molecule: messenger RNA, 678 nt
Organism: Danaus chrysippus (African queen)
Lineage: Eukaryota; Metazoa; Arthropoda; Insecta; Lepidoptera; Nymphalidae
Source: the annotation of a GenBank genome assembly